Pararge aegeria (speckled wood butterfly) is the source of this 2511-nucleotide messenger RNA. Its product is annotated as pre-piRNA 3'-exonuclease trimmer-like. Gene Ontology annotation, biological process: nuclear-transcribed mRNA poly(A) tail shortening. Bases 44 to 1633 code for a protein of 529 amino acids. Gene Ontology annotation, molecular function: poly(A)-specific ribonuclease activity; RNA binding. The transcript is spliced from 12 exons. Gene Ontology annotation, cellular component: cytoplasm; endoplasmic reticulum. The record is from RefSeq and is a predicted model, not a curated record. NCBI's taxonomy places the organism in Eukaryota, Metazoa, Arthropoda, Insecta, Lepidoptera, Nymphalidae.
GUGCCCGCUGCAGUCACAACAAUUUUUUUUAAAAGUCGGAAAAAUGGAGAUAACCAGGAUGAACUUCAGCGAACAAUUAGAAAACAUAACCAAAAACUUGAAACGAUCAUGUUUUGUUGCAUUUGAUGCCGAAUUCACCGCUAUAUUAACAGAAUACUGCUUUAAACAUAGGUUAUUUGACACAAACAAAGAAAGAUAUGAUUUAAUAAAGAAUGAAGUGAGCAAAAUGAUAAUGACUCAAGUUGGUCUCACCAUGUUUCAAUAUAAUCGUGAAGAUGACGGUUAUGCUGCAGUGGGAUACACUUUCCACCUGUGUCCGCAAGCUGUUGCUGAUAUUGAUCAGUCUUUUAUAUUCCAAGCAUCUACUCUACAGUUUCUAUGCACACACAAUUUUAAUUUUAAAAAGUUUAUUUAUGAUGGCCUCCCCUUCCUAAGUAAAGCAGAAGAAGCGCAUAUAAAACAGCAACUGAAAGACGAAACUCUACUUGAUAAUCUAGUACAUGGUUUCACUAUACAAGAUGAGAAAGAGUUACAAAAAUACUGCUCCGAGGUUUCAAUGUGGCUGAUAGACAAUGAAGAGGAAACAGUUUAUUUAGACGUUAAGUGUCCAAUAAUGCGCUACGUUGUUCACAACGAGAUAAGACACAGGUUCCCAAAUGUGCUUACCACUGAUAGCUUAGGUAAUAGCCAUAAGGUUCUGAUAUACAGAGAUAAAAAUGUGGAAGGAGCAAACAGUGCACCGAUGGCUAUAUUAGAAGAAAAUUUAAUGAACCAUUUAUUGGGUUUUUCACAAAUCAUCAAUUUGCUUGCAUCACAUCAGAAACCUAUUAUCGGCCAUAAUGUCUUCUUGGAUCUAAUUCUUUUACACAAUCAGUUUAUUGGUCCCCUGCCAAAUAAAUAUUGCAUGUUUAAGAAGAAUAUUAACAGUUUAUUUCCUAUUAUAUUCGACACAAAGUACAUUUCUCAUGAAAUGAGGAAGAAUUUGUCCUUCGAUGAAUCGUGGAAAUCAAAUGCUCUACAAGAUUUAUAUGAAUUUUUCUCCGAGGGCAAAUGUAAGAAGUUGGAAAAAGGUGUUAAUUCUAUCAAGAUGAGCCCAUCGUUUGACAUCAAACAAUCUUACCACGAAGCUGGGUGGGAUUCAUAUUGUUCGGGGUACUGUUUUAUCCGGAUGGGACAUUGGGCGGCGUGCGAAAACCGAGGGAGAUACAAACUUGUAGGGCCCAGUGAGAAACUUGGAGCCUUGGCACCUUACUGCAACAAAGUUAACGUUAUAAGAGGGGCUGUUCCUUUUGUGAAUCUCGUGGACGUCGACCCGCCGAGACACCGUCCCGAAUUGCUUCACAUAAAAUCUAUGAGGGAACGAAUAAUUAACGUUGGGAAGGUGACUUCAGUGCUCGCGGGAUUUGGUUCAAUAGACGUCAAGCCUUACGGGAAAAAAACCGCGCUAAUAGCAACCAGCUCGCAAAACACGGCUGAUAAGAUAUUGAAGCAAUUCAAGAACGACAGGGAGUACCUGAUAGUUCCAUAUAACGCUAUCAGACAUUCUCCUGCUAGCCAGAUGGCAGCCUGGGGCGGUGCCUUCUUAACCGGCGGCUUACUACUGUAUUUAUUACAUAAAAGAGUAAACAAAUAACGAAACCUCAGCGGAAAUAGUAACGGAUGGGUGGGAUACAAAGAAACUUUAAUAAUAAGACACUAGAUAUGCAAUUUAGCAAUUUAAGCAUAUCGUCGGUAACAGUUGUCAGCGAACAACUGCUCCCAGCGACACUACGAGUAAGCAAACGCGGGAGUCAUACAUUUCUGUUUCACUUAGACGUAAACUUUGAGUGCUUUGAGUCUUGUUCUCGGCGACAAGGGACACUUUUAGUGUUUUUAUUAUUAAAUCUGGUAGAAUAGUGUCACCCUAUGAAAAUUAUUAAUAACUACGGUCGCAUCCUGAAUAAGCACGGGUAUAAAUUAGAUAAAAAAAGUGAAGUUACUGGCUUUGAUUAGAAGAAUUUCCUUAAUAAACAAUGCUUGCAACUGCCUUUUCGUUACACAAUACGAACAAAUUCUGUUUGGAAGCGACGCGCGAAAGGCCUACGCUAUGGCUAGGGUCCAUGAGAAAAUCACUCGGCUUCGCAAAUAAUUAUUAAAAUUACAAUGAAAUAUAUAGAUACUGUGAAUCAAUCUGUGAAAUAUUUAGUGGAUUAUGGAAGAAGUACAAUUUUCUAGUUAAAUAUUUUUAAGAAACUACCUCUUUAGUUUAAUCGACACAAGCCAUGUACAUUUAUUUUUCGGCGAGUUUAUUGCAAUAUAUGUUUAUUUUUUCUAAUUACAAAAUUUUUUUUUAAGCUUUAUUACUUGUAUUAAUAAGAAUCUGUAAAAAAAUAUCUAUACGAUGGUGAAAACCGUAUCAGAAUCCAUAGUGUGGAGUUAGCGGAUAAACAGACAGUGAGCUAGUUUGUUUUAUACUAAAAUUAUAAAAAAACAAAAUUCAUUUAUUUCAAUUAGGCCUAGUUUAUAAGCACU